Molecule: messenger RNA, 2165 nt
Organism: Clupea harengus (Atlantic herring)
Lineage: Eukaryota; Metazoa; Chordata; Actinopteri; Clupeiformes; Clupeidae
Gene: map2k2b
Product: dual specificity mitogen-activated protein kinase kinase 2-like
Exons: 11
Coding region: 1-1182 (393 amino acids)
Biological process (GO): protein phosphorylation
Molecular function (GO): ATP binding; protein kinase activity
Source: RefSeq, a predicted model, not a curated record
AUGAUAGAACCGUUGGGAUAUCGACUCAGAAGAAUUGACUCAGAUUAUUCUAAAAAUAACAACAAACAUACGACUCUCUCCCCCUCUCUCAGGGCUAACCUGGAGGCUCUGCAGAAGAAGCUCGAGGAGCUGGAUCUGGACGAGCAGCAGAAGAAGCGCUUGGAGGCCUUCCUUACCCAGAAGGCCAAGGUGGGCGAGCUCAAGGACGACGACUUCCACCGCAUCUGUGAACUGGGUGCCGGCAAUGGCGGCGUGGUGAACAAGGUCUGCCAUAAGCCCUCGGGCCUGGUGAUGGCACGCAAGCUGAUCCACCUGGAGAUCAAGCCGGCCAUCCGCAACCAGAUCAUCAGAGAGCUGCAGGUGCUGCACGAGUGCAACUCGCCCUACAUCGUGGGCUUCUACGGAGCCUUCUACAGCGACGGGGAGAUCAGCAUCUGCAUGGAGCACAUGGAUGGUGGAUCUCUUGAUCAGGUGAUGAAGGAGGCCAAGAGGAUCCCAGAGGAGAUCCUGGGCAAAGUCAGUAUAGCGGUUCUAAGGGGCCUGGCCUACCUCCGUGAGAAGCACCAGAUUAUGCACAGAGACGUAAAGCCCUCUAACAUCCUGGUGAACUCUCGCGGUGAGAUCAAGCUGUGUGACUUCGGCGUGAGUGGGCAGCUCAUCGACUCCAUGGCCAACUCCUUUGUGGGCACGCGCUCCUACAUGUCGCCGGAGCGCCUGCAGGGCACACACUACUCUGUGCAGUCGGACGUGUGGAGUAUGGGCCUGUCCCUGGUGGAGCUGUCCAUCGGACGCUACCCCAUCCCCCCGCCGGAGACCCGUGAGCUGGAGGCCCUCUUCGGCCGACCACUGGGAGAGGGAGAGGCACAGAGCACGUCACCCCGACCCAGACCUCCAGGGAGACCAGUCAGUGGUCACGGGCCGGCCAUGGCCAUCUUUGAGCUGCUGGACUACAUAGUCAACGAGCCUCCUCCCAGACUGCCCCUGGGCGUGUUCACCUCAGACUUCCAGGAGUUCGUCACUAAAUGCCUCAUUAAGAACCCUGCGGAGCGAGCAGACCUGAAGAUGCUGAUGAACCAUACCUUCAUUAAGCGCUCUGAGGUAGAAGAGGUGGACUUCGCUGGAUGGCUCUGCAAGACCAUGGGCCUGAACCAGCCCAGCACCCCUACUCGCAUCACUGACUGAGCCUCACACACACACACACACACACACACACACACUCUCUCUCUCUCUCGCAUAGCGCUAAGUGUCACUCUUUAGCACGCUUAUACAUAUACUCAUGUCAACAGUUACUAACUUGACAGCCUGUGCUCUCGCAGUGUGACACACACACACACACACACACACACACACACACACACACACACACACACACACACACACACACACACACACACACACACACACACACACACACACACACACUUCUCAGUAAUGUCCUGUGAUGAGGCGACUAGCAGACCCCACAGCAUUCAUGCCCCAUUAAUGCAGAGUUCUGAUAGGUUAAUGGACCUGUCAGUCAUAUCCCCAGUUUAUUUCAAGUGGACUGAAAGCUGUGCACUGGUAUAGACUCCUGAAGAGAUGAUGCACAGCCUGUAGCAGGAGCUAGUGCUACUGCUAGUGCUAAUACCCCAUUCCCACGUAUGUCUGAAGGUAUAACACACAGCCUGUAGCAGGAGCUAGUGCUAAUACCCCAUUCCCAUGUACGUCUGAAGGUAUAACACACAGCCUGUAGCAGGAGCUAGUGCUAAUACCCCAUUCCCACGUACGUCGAACACACAGCCUGUAGCAGGAGCUAGUGCUAAUGCUACUGCUAGUGCUAAUACCCCAUUCACACAUAUGUCUGAAGGUAAAACACACAGCCUGUAGCAGGAGCUAGUGCUAAUGCUACUGCUAGUGCUAAUACCCCAUUCACACAUAUGUCUGAAGGUAAAACACACAGCCUGUAGCAGGAGCUAUUGCUAAUGCUACUGCUACUGCUAAUGCUAAUAUCCCAUUCACACGUACGUUUGGCAGAAUGGCUGCUCCUCCGGCCCCCAUGGACUUCUCUUUGGAGUCUAGGGUUAGACAUGUGCUGUGAAGGCACCACAUCAAGUGAUGUUAUCAGGCGUAAUGUCAAUGUUUUAGACACACACACACGCGCGCACACACACACACACACACACGCA